AGCCUCGAAAAUAACAAAGUUUCUUCCAAAGAAAACUUACUAAUAACAAAUAAGGUUUCUACCCUCAGAAAGGCCUUUUAGUGUUGUUGUUUCACACCCGUUCAUCGUUUGUCUCGCCUGCUCCUCUCGUUACUCGUCCGAAAGAGAUAAGUAAACAUGGGAGCCUGUGCGAGCAAACCUAAGGAUUUGGACACACAAGAGGCCCCUAUCCCCGAGGCCCCUCUUUCCCCCCAAAAAACUGAUAUCCACGCUGCUCCCGAGAUGCAGGAGAAUAAGGAGGAUGGAGAAGAGACAAAGAAGGAAGAAACAUUGGUAGAUCUAACAGAGCCAGCUCAAGAAGCACCUAAGGCAGAGGAAGCGGCGGUGGAGACCGAGACCCGAAAGGCCGAAGCUGUGUUAGGCGAGACCACCUCGACAGCUGCGGUUGUGGAAAAAGUUUCCAUCGAGGAAGAUAAUAAGGCUAAAAAGGUUGGCGAUGAAGAUGAGAAGAAGAAGGAAGAAGUAGUAGCUGUUGCUGAUGAAGUUGUUGUUGCCUCUCCUGCUAUUGCUGCCGUGACGGAGGUUAAAACUGAAACACCUGUCACUGCCUAAGUGUCAUUGUAGAACGUUAACAACCAGUGGAUAGUUUCACUUAUGUUGUUGUAUUCCAUUUUAUUAUGUUAAUAUGUUUGAGGCUCAAUGUAACAAUAACCCAAAAAAAUGAAAAAUUAAGGGGAAAUCCCAAAAUUAACCCAUUUGUGGAUCUUUUUUUUCUUCAUGUUUAGGAUGUGUG
Molecule: messenger RNA, 772 nt
Organism: Cuscuta epithymum
Lineage: Eukaryota; Viridiplantae; Streptophyta; Magnoliopsida; Solanales; Convolvulaceae
Source: the annotation of a GenBank genome assembly